AACCAAAAUUCCACCGAUGGAGAUUGUAAGAAUGAGCAAGAAGCUACUGGAAAGUUGUCCCAAUUAUCUCCAUGUGAUAAGGUUGCUCAAACACAAAUAGAGCUUGUUGAAGUUGAAGAUGAGAAGAAAAGUGUUUUGGACGUUACUACAUUAUCCAGCAACACAAAGACAGAGAAAAGAUUAAUGGUCGCUGUCACGAUGGUAACAACAUCGAUUUGCAAUGGUAGAAAACGGCAAAAAGAGCUACCAAUUGGAGUUACCGUCAAUAAUGUAGUAAUCGACAAGAAACUCGAAUUGCUCAAACAACCUGACCAAGGCACACGCAACUUCAAGGGUUUAUCUCCCAUAUAUAAAGAGCAAAACUUGGAUGGGUUUUGUAAAGUGGCAGUCACGAGGAAUGCAACAAAUUCAGGGAUGUUAAAUCAAGCUACACGAAUUGCUACGACUAUUGUUUCCAUACAGCUUAUCCAUACAAGGAGACAGGCUCGAACUGAAGAAGUCUAA
Messenger RNA from Dovyalis caffra, 504 nucleotides. NCBI's taxonomy places the organism in Eukaryota, Viridiplantae, Streptophyta, Magnoliopsida, Malpighiales, Salicaceae. The record is from the annotation of a GenBank genome assembly.